UCUUCCCAAACCCUAGAGGCUAGAGCUCCGGCGACCUGCUCCCAGGACGGCCGAGGCAAGGGCCUCGAGGCACUGAUACACGGAUCGACGAGGAGGCGAUGCCGCCAGGAGGACAAGUUCAAGGAGGCAAGAAUGGCCGCACGAAGCAGAACCAAUCGUCGGCAACCGGCCGCCGCGGCGGCGAGGACAUUCCACCCCUUCCUACGCCAACGUUCCCAGCUUCCCAGAGGAGGAAGAAGCAGAGGCGGAAGAAGAAGGAUCAGCACCAGCAGGUGGCGGCGAGCCUCCCCGAGGGCCCUCUCAUGGAGAUCCUGUCGCGGGUGCCCUACAGAUCGCUGUGCCGCUUCAAGUGCGUGUCCAGGUCGUGGCUCGCUCUCUGCUCCAACCCGGACAUCCGCAGGAGGUCGCCGCAGACCCUGUCGGGCUUCUUCCACAACCACAGAUACGGCAACGAUCUCAGAUUCCGCAAUCUGUCCGGGAGAGGGGCCCCUAUGGUCGACCCUGCUCUCUCUUUCUUGCGGGGAUACGAUGGCUUGAAGGUCGAGCAGAGCUGCGGCGGCCUUCUCCUCUGCAGAUGCUGGAAAUCUCAUGCCCAGGAAAAGGAUCUUGUUGUGUGCAAUCCCGCGACUGAGAAGUGGACCGUGGUACCUCCUAUAGUGUUUUUGGAUGAAGAGGACAGUGACCCUUAUUCGCAACCAGGGCUUGCCUUCCUCGGCUUCGACGCAAGCACUCCGUCUCGCUUCGUGGUGUUUGCUCCUCUUGUAGGUUGUCUAGACGAUGUGGCGAUCUACUCAUCGGAAACUGGAAGAUGGACCCGGAGCGGAUGUGAUGACAUGGCUGUUCCUGUUGUUACUGCAGAGUGUGUUUUCCUGAACGGCUUUAUGCAUUUGACGAUCGAUGAACCUGAAAUAGCCACAGUGGACACAAAGGGGGAGGUGUGGACACAAAUUCCUCUUCCAGAAGAUAUGGAACCCAGCAAUGGUAAUACUUCAAUGGGGCAAUCUCAGGGUCUCUUGCAUGCUUGGUACAUAGAUCCGGAUAAAGAAAACCAACUCUCUGUGUGGGUGCUUGAGGAUUAUGCUAGUGAUAACUGGACCCUAAAGCACAUGGUUAGCGUUCCAGAACUGUUUGAUGCGGAAGAUGAGGAUGGAUUCUAUGAGAUGUUUGCAAUUCAUCCGGAACGAAAUUUGGUUUUCAUUACUAAUGGGGAGGACAUGACUCUGUCGUACGAUAUGGAUAACCAGGAAGUGCAUGUCCUUUGCACUUCCGGAGAAUUUCUGGGUGGUCUACCUUAUGUUCCAUGUUUUUCAGAGUGGUUAUCAGAUGGACACUGAAAGCCGCUGCAGCUUCAUGUACUUAAUGGAAUGCCUAUGUAAAAACCAGCCGUCUGGUAUGUGCUAGUCUGCUAGUUCUUUGGCACUAGCUUUGGAAUGUCUGCCUGGCAUUCCAAAUUUUGAUGUUCGGGUGCUUUCCUUUUUCGUGGCUUUGGACAACGUUGGUUAGCCAUGUGAAAAUUUGUAAGCGACAAGCGUUCCAAUGGGUAAUGUGUAGUUGUAUGAUUGGACCUACUGAUCUAAUAUAUUUUCUUUCAUGCAGUAA
Messenger RNA from Lolium rigidum, 1599 nucleotides. RefSeq names its product F-box protein At5g62510-like. Bases 99 to 1334 code for a protein of 411 amino acids. The record is from RefSeq and is a predicted model, not a curated record. NCBI's taxonomy places the organism in Eukaryota, Viridiplantae, Streptophyta, Magnoliopsida, Poales, Poaceae. The transcript is spliced from 2 exons. Gene Ontology annotation, molecular function: protein binding.